Messenger RNA from Cladocopium goreaui, 2643 nucleotides. NCBI's taxonomy places the organism in Eukaryota, Dinophyceae, Suessiales, Symbiodiniaceae. The record is from the annotation of a GenBank genome assembly.
AUGGCCUUGUUGAGGGUGGUCACCCUAGGCUGUUCCAUUUAUACCGCGUGUGCCUGUGGAAGUUGUGAGACCUUCACCAAAGAGACUGUUGGAGGGCAGCUGUUGCAGAGGAGGAUCUACAAAAAGUCGGUGCUUCUGACAGAUGACCACCUUGAGGCCCAAACCGAGGGCGACGACGAUGACGACGAUGGCGAUGACGAGCCUUUGCCGGUCUUUGACAACUCCCCAGGGCAAAAUGGCAAUGGGAAACCUCUGUCGGCAUGUCAGGGAAGCUGCGACAGUGAUGAGGAUUGCGAGGGUGACUUGCAGUGCAUCAAACCCAAAUUUGUGGGUUGGGAUGGCAUUGUCCCUGGAUGCCGUUCUGAUGGCUUCAACAAACCACUUUGGGCCUUCAAAUAUUGUGCGCCGACACCACCUGAAGAACCGACUCCACCACCCCCAGCCGCGCCAUCCGUCAUUGCAGCCGACUGCCCGGCGGGAUCCACGUGUGCCCGGCUAAUGGCGUUCAACGUCUACUAUGCCCAGCUGGGCUCCGCCUCGCGCAUGGAGGGCAUUGCCUCGGCGGUGGCUGAGAUGACGCCGGACAUCGCGGUGAUCACCGAGCAGUGGAGCGAACAACGGCAGAUUUUGGAGAAGAUUCGGCAGAAAACUUCAAGACACUAUGAGUUCUGCAGGGGAGGUCAACAAGAAAAAUGGUGGGAUGGGGAUAUCCUCUACCGAGCCGAUUUGUUUGAACUGGAGGAAGAUUCCGUGAUGGACUGGGGUUCUAACAGAGGACUCAGCUGGGCGGUGCUGCGCCACAUCUCCUCCAACCAAAAGGUCUUGGUCUACGGAGCUCAUCCUGUUUGUUGCGGAAAUGAGAAGAUCCAUCUGCAGAAUGCCAUUGAUUUCUCCAAACAUGCCAAGAAGAAAGUGGAGGAGCAUCCCAAUACGCCGAUCAUCAUCAUGGGCGAUUUCAAUGCCUUGGAGGAUUGGAAAUCCACGAAACUCUACUUGGGAGAAGUGGUUCAUGACAAGGGCCAGGAGUUUAAGCUUCGCUUCAAAUUCAAGGAUUCCUUCAGAGACGCCAACGCACAAUAUGUGGAUGCGACCACUCAUAGCAGCGGUGCUCGCUUGGACUACAUUUUCUUGGAGAGGGGAGACGAGCGCAGAACGAAUCCCAUUGCUCAAGGUUUUCACACCAUGCGCUCGUGGAUUUGGCGACAAGCGCCAGGCGAAUCAGAUCACUACCCCAUCCUGGCUGAUGCGGAUGCGAGCGCAGAACUUUUGGAGGAGCUGCCCAGCGGAGAGCUGCUGGUGGCUGUUGGUGAAGAUGCGCUGAAGCUGUUUGGUUCGAGCAUGCGCCUUGCCACCCCUGCGCCUGCCACGGCUUUGCAGCGCCGCCUUCGACGAAGUUGCAGCCCUUCGGCCAGCAUCGGCGCUCUGAUUUUCCUAGCUGGCCUGGGCGUUCGCAGAUUCAGCUCGGUGACAAGCCGAGAGCAUUGGAUGGCUGCCCCAUUUGAUGGUAGACCACAGGUCUUCGUUGUUGGAAACGAAGCCGCGGACGUCGACUCCCUGGUCUCUGCCUAUGCCAUGGCUCAGUUGCUCAACAGCUCUGAGACGCAGGCGAUUGCCCUUGCGCAAAUCCCGCGCGAGGAGUUUCGACUGCGAGGUGAUGCGGUGGCGCUUUUUCGCGACGCCGGCAGCCAGGUGAUGGCUGAUGGAAGUCCCGUGGCCAUGACGUUUUGGGAUGAAGUGCCAUGGGAGCAAGUGGAUCAAUUGGAGCAACGUUCACUGGCGCUGGUGGACCACAACAAGAUGACGGAGCAAGUCGCGGCACACUUCGACGGCAAACUUGUUACGCACGUCUUGGAUCAUCAUGCAGGUGGUAUUGCAUAUCCCGAUGCCAGCAACGUCAUCGACGAGAGCCUGGGCUCCUGCUGUUCCCUGGUGGUGGAGCGCUUCGCGGCAGUGAGCGACGACUCCAAAUUGAGUAAGGAACUGGGUGUGCUUAUGGCGGGCGCCAUUCUGCUGGACUGUCGCAACUUCGACAAGGACGCAAAGAAAGGCACGGCCCGGGACGUCGCAGCCCUGAAGCAUCUGAAGACCACCCUGGAAGUGCCGCCGAAGAAGGAAGGUCCAUGGUACAAAGAGCUCAUGGAAGCGAGGAAAGAUGUAGCUCACUUGAGUGUUCGGGAUCUGAUGUUGUUGGACAUGAAGGUGGUGACCUUGCGCGCCUUGCGUGUGGCGGUCUGCAGCAUCUUCCGCACUGCCACGGAGAUGGUACAUCAGGCAGGUGGUGCUGAGGAGGUGACGAAGGUCGCCAGGGUCCUGUCCGAGGAUCGAGGCUAUGACGUGGUGAUUCUUCUCUUCAAUAAGGACAAAUCCAUGGGCAAACGUCGCGCAUUAGCCUUUAUUCCCCUGGAUUCCGCAGAUGCCUCUGCUGCAGCGUUGUGUAGCGACAUCGUGCAGCAGAUGUUCGGAACGCCUGGCAACUUGCCGGAGGAGCUGAGGGAAAACCCGCUGUAUCAGACCCAGGGACUGGUAAAGGAUGGCUUCCAAAUGGAGGAAUUGAAGGAACUGCAGCCCCUGAAUGUCUACAGCCUGAAAGGCGACGUGUCAAGAAAGACGGUGUUGCCCUUUGCCACCAUGGUUGCGAAAUAG